This is a messenger RNA of Aspergillus puulaauensis, 1509 nucleotides long. RefSeq lists its product as uncharacterized. Gene Ontology annotation, molecular function: carbohydrate:proton symporter activity. The record is from RefSeq and is a predicted model, not a curated record. Gene Ontology annotation, cellular component: membrane. The transcript is spliced from 3 exons. Gene Ontology annotation, biological process: transmembrane transport; carbohydrate transport. Lineage: Eukaryota; Fungi; Ascomycota; Eurotiomycetes; Eurotiales; Aspergillaceae. The coding region runs from base 1 to 1509 and encodes 502 amino acids.
AUGAUGCCUGCUCAGUUCACCUCUGGAAGGCGCCAGUUCAGUCUCUACAACCUCUUUACCAUCCUGGCCGUUUCCUUCGGGUCUGCUUCCUAUGGCUGGGCUUCGUCCGCCAUUGCCCCUGUCCUCGCCCUGCCUGAGUUUUCGGAAUAUUUUGAGCUCACGACCAGGCCCAACGGCUUGUCUCUGCAGGCCACAAUUAAUGGACUCUUCCAGACGGGAGGCCUUUUAGGCGUCUUUAUCGUUAGCUGGUUCGCCGAUAAGUACGGCCGUCGCGUCGCCAUUGCUGUCCCUGCUAUCAUCCUCGUGGUCACAGCUGCGUUGUUGGCGGGCGCAACAAACGUUGGCGAGUUCAUCGUCUGGCGCUUCUUUGCCGGUGCCGGGACUUUUAUGAUCCUAGCUGCUGUUCCUACUUACAUGACUGAGGCCGUGCCGCCUCGCAAUCGCGGUAUGCUUGUUGACAUCCACGGUGCAGCACUACUGUUUGGCUAUAUGAGUGUCAUAUGGGCCGGCUAUGGUGUCUUCUUCUGGAAGAAUCCAAACAACUGGAGAGUCAUAUUUGCUCUACAGGCAGUGUUCCCUCUUGCUGUCCUUUGCAUGCUUCCAUUCCUUCCCGAGUCUCCACGAUGGCUGAUCAGCCAGAGUCGCUACGAUGAGGCUCGGACCACCUUGGAUCGUCUUCACACACCGGAAGAGGCCAAAAUGGAGUUUGACCAGAUCACUUCGCAGCUCAGAAUCGACAGCCAGCUGCCGAAAAGCUACGUCUCCAUGUUCACCAAAAAAUCGUACCGCAAACGCUCGCUUCUCUCCAUCGGUACUACGUGUGCCAUUCAGUGCUCGGGAAUCUUGGUCCUCAACAAUUAUCAACCCACUCUAUAUGCCACGCUCGGUUACAACGUCGAGAAGCAGUUACUGCUCGAAGGUGGGUGGAUUACGCUUGCCUGGGGUUCUGGCGUGCUGGGCUGCUUCAUCAUCGAUCGAAUGCCUCGCCCCAAGCUCAUCGCCGGAGCCCUGGCCGGCUGCAUGGUAUGCCUUAUCAUUAUUGCCGCUCUGAUUGCCAACUUCGUGCCCAGUGACAACAGUGCUGCCCUCAACGCCAUUGUCGCAUUUCUGUUCAUCUACGUCAUUUUCUAUGAGGGGGGGCUAGACGGCACUCAGUUUGCUUAUAUCGGCGAGAUCUUCCCAACUCACUUGCGCCCCAAGGGCAUGAACUUGGGUGUCGCGGGUAUUUGCUUGAUGAAUAUCAUUUGGCUUCAGUCGGCGCCGGCCGGUAUUGCUAAUGCGUCGUGGAAGUAUUUCCUGGCCUAUAUUAUUCCAGGCUGCUUGGCUGCCAUUGGUAUCUGGCUUUUCUUUCCCGACACUUGGGGCAUGCCUCUCGAAGAAAUUGCCAUGAUUUUUGGAGAUGCGGACGAGGUGACCGAAGGUCGAGAAGAUGCUUCUGCCUCGGAUAACUUGGAAGAGAAACACCGGACGGGGCAUGUAGAGCAGACACGGGGCGAAACCAUAGUAUAA